Macadamia integrifolia is the source of this 983-nucleotide messenger RNA. RefSeq lists its product as uncharacterized. The record is from RefSeq and is a predicted model, not a curated record. The coding region runs from base 165 to 956 and encodes 263 amino acids. Lineage: Eukaryota; Viridiplantae; Streptophyta; Magnoliopsida; Proteales; Proteaceae. The transcript has a single exon.
UGAACUUUGAACUCUGAAACCGAGCCCAGUUCAGGCCUAAACCGUCGACAUUCUACGGGUCUCUCUCUGCAACUCCAUUAUAUAACAGUAACUUCUCUUGGCAAUCACUCUGCUCGUCGAGUUUUAAAGCACUGAUCGUGACGGAAAGAGAAGAAGAAGCAGAGAUGGAAGAUGUGAUAACAGACAUUCCCCCACCAUCAAGGUUCUUCCAAGAAGACCUAAACAACUUCACUGCUCCAUCACCCACUCUUCCCCCCCCUUUCCUCAUCUUCUCCAACCCAAAAACCAAGCCUAACAGUCCUCUCCGUCCUUCCCUCCUUAUCAUCGCCAUCUCUACUCCGUCUAUCAUUCUCCUCCAUCACUGCGUCUCUUCCAAACCCCCAAUCGGGACUCUGUUGCUUCCAGAGAUCUCCUUAUCUGGCAACUCCAUCGAACCCUCACCCAAGGAUAAAUCUUGCCACAUUUACGCCGUCGACGAUGAGAACUCAAUCAUGGCGGUCCUCGUACAGUUCCGUGUGGUCGCAGAGAGGUCCCAUGCGGUGGCGAAGUUGCUGAUCGACGGAGAAGCGCAAAUUUGUCCCGAGAGGGUUCUGAUACUGGAUUCGGUGCAGAGUCGGAACUUCCGCGGCAAUCUGCCACCGGAUGAGGAACUUGCUUUUAAGCUCGAGACUACAGCGGCAUUGAUGGAAGAACAGGAAGGGCUGGGUGCGCUGAUUAGGGGUUUAGGGUUUUUCCUAUCGGGGAGUGUGAUGGAUGGCUUGGGUGCAGCGCUUUUGGGUCGAUGCCAGAUGAGGAGGAUCAAAGGGACCAUGUGUGUUACAUGGCCGGAAUCUGGGGCUCUGGCGGUGUCGCUGCUGAAGUCGCUACUCAUGGAUGUAUUGCCAAGCUUGGAACAUCUUAGGGUUAGUGAAAUGGAUGAUGAUGGUGGUCGUCUUGAUUCUGAGUUGUAUACUUGAUCCUUCUUAGUUGCAGAAUGAGGUACA